Molecule: messenger RNA, 1173 nt
Organism: Vicia villosa (hairy vetch)
Lineage: Eukaryota; Viridiplantae; Streptophyta; Magnoliopsida; Fabales; Fabaceae
Exons: 1
Coding region: 1-1173 (390 amino acids)
Molecular function (GO): RNA binding
Source: RefSeq, a predicted model, not a curated record
AUGGAGAGGGUCAAUAGGACAGGGCAAUGGAAAAUAGUAGGGGGAGGCGGAGGCAAGAAGCUACAGUGGGACAUAGCCAAAGAAGGAAGAAGGAGAGUUAACGGAAAAGAUGUUAUUUCAUCCUUUUUCGUUAUGGAAUUUGGAGUAAGAUGGAGAGCAAGAGACUUAUUGAUGGAGUUCAAGGAGUUGGGAGAUAUAGAGGAGGUGGUCAUUCCACCAAAGAAGGAUAAGUUCGGAAGACGCUACGGUUUUGUCCGGUUCUUAAAUGUCAAGGAUGAGGAGUUAUUGGCUACUAAGCUGAAUAAUGUUGUUCUAGAAGGGAGGAAGAUUUUUGCGAAUUUACCUCGGUUCAGCAGAGGUAAGGAAGUUAAAGUUAAGGCAAUCAAGAAGAACCAAGUAGUGGUUAAAAAAGAUUCUAAAACUAAUAGCAGUAACUGGUAUGGAGGAAGGGUUAUGGGUAGAACCUAUGCUGAUGUAACUCAAAGGAGAAGUGGAGAUAUUAAUGCUGAAAAACAGGUUUUAAGGACUGUAAUCUAUCAACCAAAUCAGGAAAAUCAUAUCCAGUAUAGUAAAGCAUACACAGGGAGAAUUAAAGAACCGGAAAAAAUGGUUGACUUCAAAAGGUUAUUCCACGAGGAAGGUAUUUUCAACAUAAGGGUUACUAGUUUGGGACCUAACAUAUGCUUAUUGGAGGAUUUGGUAGGAGGAGAUGUUGAAACAUUCACAGAGGAGAGGAAGUCAUGGUGGAGUCAGUGGUUUUGGUCGAUAUCACCUUGGAAACCUAGGGACAUAGAUACAGGGAGAUUCGCCUGGUUAAAAGUCAUGGGUGUACCAUGUCAUGCUUGGGGUGAAAAAUGCUUCUCUCUUUUGGUGGGGGAUAGAGGUAAGCUGGUAAAAAGUGAUGAAGCAACAAUGCUGAAACAUAGGAUGGCGGAAGCAAUAGUUUGUAUCUUAACAGAAUCUAAGGAGAGGAUAGAGGAGAAGUUUAAUCUUUCCAUAGAAGGGCAGAUCUUUGUUAUUAGUAUGUUUGAGAUAGCUGAGGGCCAGGAGUUAAUCACGAGAAAAAGAGGUGGUAUAGACGAUUCUGAAUCGGAAUCCUCAUCGGCGCCGAAGUUAAUACUAUCCGAUGAAGAAGGGGGGGACAGUAGGAAAUUUUCUGAGGAAGCUGGAUAG